AUGCUAACAUAUCCAGAUAGACAGAGAUUUGAACAAAUACGAGCUUUGUGGGAAACGGCGCGAUCGGAUGAAGAAAAUACAGCAGAUAUGGUAAGCUGGAGGGACAAACCAGCGCAGCAGCAGCCGGUGAGCGCGAACCUGAAUGAGAACGGCGCCCGCAAAUUUCGGAGAAAGCUCAGUUACGGCCUCUCUCUCAUAUCAAAUCCUCUCUCCCAACGAAAGAUCACCCCAGGACGCAAUCAAGUUGAGACCAAUUCAUUGGCUGUCACUGAGCCCCCCACAACUGACGCCAUCACUGCGGCCUCUGCAUGCGAUUCCCCGGCUUUAAUAGCGCGCGAAUCGACGUCUCUCAUAAACUUCAACGACUUGACAAAAGGUCUAGUACGACAAGAGGAUGCUGAUAUUACCCCCAAGCCACUUCCUCGCUCGCGCACGUUGGGCUUCAUCCCACUCUCCAUCAGCACCGAGCCUUAUACACUAGCGACAGAUAUCGACGAAUCCGUCAAGCUUUGCUCUUCGGCAGUGAUUCCUAUAUCCGAGAUAGAUCCAGUGCCUUCAAAGAUUCCCUCACCAAGUCCUCCGUUGUUCGAACAUCGUUGCGCUAGUCCACGCCGAUAUCUUCACCAUCACACAUCCUUCAGUGCACCACAACAAACCAAAUACAUUGCUGCAGCUCAAACCUUCGUCAGCACCAAUAAAAUUUCACCUGCAAGAAUUUCACAGCCAUUACGGUCACGCACAACACCAAACCUUGUGAAGGUAUCGAACGCACGACAGACUGCAGGGUUUAUGGCCCCUAGGCAACCAGGACCUAAGAGACCCAAUGUAUCCGAAAGACCCGAGAAGCCAGUAUUACAGGAAAACAUCCCUAUCGAAAAACGCAUUAACAACGGGCAGUCUCAAAUACAAGAGAGUAUGCUGAAGCGUGAAUCUCUUGCAGUUGCGGGAGCACUAUACGACAGGAGGUCUUUUGAACCAAGCACUCUAAUUAUGCAGGGCAGAAGAACAAGCUUCGUAACUCCACCAACUGCAAGCAAACAAAAGAGCUCCCAUCUUACUCAAAACACUCCAGCCACUGCAAAGAGAAUUCAGCGUGAGGAGCUGACUGCACUGUCGCCACCAAGCCGCCUUACUAUGAAGCCUGACCUAGCCUUAAUGCCUUCAUUUCCAGACACCUCGAUAAAGAAAACCUCACACAGGGUACUUUCCCCAAAGCCAGCAUUGAUACGCUCCUAUACGCAAGCAGAUUUGUCGAGGAAAACACUAGGUACACCGAAUGGCUUGGGUAGCGUUUGGCGGCCGUCUCGUGCGCUUGCUGUGGUAAAUCACGAGGUGAGCAAACUUCCGCGCUCCAAUACCGUCCAUUAUUUUGGACCUCAGCCGGAAGCUGCUCUGCCAGUACCUCCUCUGCCACUACACCACAGAAAGUUAUCCCUUUCAGAGUUAAUGCAGCAUUUACGUAUGAGUCAAGAUACGCCCGCCAUGCCUCGCCACGGAAGAAUAGUAUCUGAUACUAUCUCAUGUCAGUCCAUACCAGAAGAGAGCGGUGAAGAGGUGUCAAGUCACGGUUGCGCAAGCAUGCCACUUGAGGCUACAAGAGCCUCUUCUCCUUCAGAGACGCCCAGUUCAUCAACUUUCAGUCUUACGAUAUUUCCCUCGUUACCAGAUACACUUCAGCCUUCAGCCUUGGGAACACCACCUGUAUUAGGCACAACAACGACAUCGUCACACGAAGUUUCACGCGAGACUUUAGGAGAUGUUCGGGAGAAAGAGACGCCAGAAGAUGCUGACAAUAGUGUUUUCCAGGUUAAAGAUUACAUGCCACCGCUGUAUUGGGCUGGAAGAUUUCAGUCUCGGUAUGACCAGUGGCGUACUGACGCUAUGAAUGCGGAGUUGAAUACUCAGCCGGGCCAGCGAGGAGAGGACCCGUUGAGCGAAUACAGACUUGACCAAGGAAACCUUGCGGUAUGCCAUAUCUUCGCGCAGCUGCGUGCUCUAUGUGCUACCGAUCAAGCAGCAGAUAGUCUUUGGGUGCGUGUCGAGUUUGAGUACAAGUAUCGAAAAGAUCACAGGCUGCUUGGCAAUCCAGCCGAACCCCCAAGAAGAGCCCCGCCUAAGCAAAGCGAUAGCGAAACUGUUCCAGAAACCGGAGCUGGUACUAUUGAACGAGCUUUAAGAAAAUUGACCCCCCGCAAGAGCAGCCUUGUCAAUCUCAUGAAGGGAAAAGGAUGGAACAAAUCGGAUGAGAUGAAGGACAAUGAUACGCUGGAGGAAGAUCAGGAGAAAUCUUCAGGGAAGCCUUAGAUC
Messenger RNA from Bipolaris sorokiniana ND90Pr, 2307 nucleotides. RefSeq lists its product as uncharacterized. Lineage: Eukaryota; Fungi; Ascomycota; Dothideomycetes; Pleosporales; Pleosporaceae. The record is from RefSeq and is a predicted model, not a curated record. The coding region runs from base 1 to 2304 and encodes 767 amino acids. The transcript has 2 exons.